Messenger RNA from Lotus japonicus, 2810 nucleotides. RefSeq lists its product as uncharacterized. NCBI's taxonomy places the organism in Eukaryota, Viridiplantae, Streptophyta, Magnoliopsida, Fabales, Fabaceae. The record is from RefSeq and is a predicted model, not a curated record. The transcript has 22 exons. Gene Ontology annotation, cellular component: nucleus; cytoplasm. Gene Ontology annotation, molecular function: ubiquitin binding. The coding region runs from base 124 to 2388 and encodes 754 amino acids. Gene Ontology annotation, biological process: ubiquitin recycling; proteasome-mediated ubiquitin-dependent protein catabolic process.
AAAGAAACUAGGAAGUUGAAGAAGCAAAGUAGAAGAAACUUGUUUGAGUGUAAGCUGGGUUUUUCUUCUGAACUCUGCGUUCGUUCGUUCGUUCCUCUUCUCUUCCUCUCGCUCUCUUUCUCAAUGGACAUUGAUUUCAAAGAGUACCAGUUACGCUGUGAACUUCACGGCCACGAAGACGAUGUUCGUGGAAUUUGCGUCUGCGGCAACGACGGCAUAGCGACAUCGUCAAGGGACAAAACGGUUAGGUUCUGGUCACCGGAAAAUCGCAAGUUUGUGUCGUCCAAGGUUCUGGUCGGGCAUUCGAGCUUUGUGGGACCCUUGGUGUGGAUCCCUCCGAACCCUGAGUUGCCGCAAGGUGGGGUUGCGUCUGGCGGCAUGGACACUCUCGUGUUGGUGUGGGACUUGAGCACUGGUGAGAAGGCUCACACGCUCAAGGGUCAUCAGUUGCAGGUUACUAGCAUUGCGUUUGAUGAUGGGGAUGUUGUUUCCGCUUCGGUUGAUUGUACAUUGAGACGGUGGAAGAACGGGCAAUGUACAGAGACGUGGGAGGCUCACAAGGCUCCAGUCCAAGCUGUUAUCAAGCUACCCACAGGCGAGCUUGUUACAGGUUCAAGUGAUACUACUUUGAAGCUUUGGAGAGGAAAAACUUGUGUACAUACUUUUGAAGGACAUUCAGAUACAGUUAGAGGCUUGGCUGUGAUGUCUGGUCUUGGAAUCCUGUCUGCAUCCCAUGAUGGUUCUCUCAGAUUAUGGGCAGUCAGUGGUCAAGUGUUGAUGGAGAUGGUUGGCCAUACUGCAAUUGUUUAUUCAGUUGAUUCACAUUCAUCCGGACUUAUUGUGAGUGGUAGCGAGGACCGUUUUGCAAAAAUAUGGAAAGAUGGAGUUUGUGUUCAGAGCAUAGAGCAUCCUGGUUGUGUUUGGGAUGCAAAAUUUAUGGAAAAUGGAGAUAUCGUGACAGCAUGUUCAGAUGGAAUUGUACGCAUUUGGACCGUAAAUCAAGAUUAUUUUGCUGACCAGCUAGAGCUUGAUUUAUACACUUCACAACUUUCUCAAUACAAGUCUAGUAGAAAGAGGGUUGGAGGAUUGAAAUUGGAAGAGUUACCAGGGUUGGAGGCACUGAAGAUCCCAGGAACUAGUGAUGGCCAGACAAAAGUAGUCAGAGAAGGGGAUAACGGGGUUGCAUAUGCAUGGAACAUGGCAGAACAGAAGUGGGAUAAAAUUGGUGAAGUUGUUGAUGGACCAGAGGAAUCAAAUCGUCCUUUUAUGGAUGGCAUUCAGUAUGAUUAUGUGUUCGAUGUUGAUAUUGGAGAUGGUAUGCCUAUCCGUAAGUUGCCAUACAACCGAUCAGAUAAUCCAUAUGAUGUUGCUGAUAAAUGGCUACUCAAGGAGAAUCUUCCUCUUUCCUUCCGUGAGCAAAUUGUACAGUUCAUACUUCAAAAUACUGGACAGAAGGAUAUUACUUUUGAUGCUUCAUUUCGUGACCCCUACACCGGCUCCAAUGCUUACAUACCAGGACAACCUUCCGGCAUGUCUGAUAUUUCUGCGAAACCUACCUUCAAGCAUAUCCCUAAGAAAGGGAUGCUUGUUUUUGAUACAGCUCAGUUUGAUGGGAUCCUUAAAAAGAUUACCGAGUUCAAUAAUACUCUACUAUCCAAUCAGGAAAAGCAGAACUUGUCCUUGACGGAGCUCGAUGUUUCCAGACUGGGUGCCAUUGUUAAAAUUCUCAAAGAUACUUCACAUUAUCAUUCUAGUAAAUUUGCAGAUGCUGAUAUCGCCCUAUUACUGAAUUUGCUUCGGUCAUGGCCAAGCUCAAUGAUAUUUCCUGUCAUUGAUAUUGUAAGGAUGAUAGUUCUUCAUCCAGAAGGGGCUCUUGUACUUCACAAGCAUUUUGGAGCUGAAAAUGACAUUCUAAUGGAAUUGAUUAAGAAAGUCACCAUAAACCCGACAAUUCCUGCGAAUCUGUUGACCAGCAUUCGAGCUGUGACUAAUCUCUUUAAGAAUUCAUGCUAUUACAACUGGUUGCAAAAACAUCGUAGUGAGGUUCUUGAUGCUUUCUCAAAUUGUAGUUCAUCUACAAACAAAAAUUUGCAGCUAUCCUACUCUACCUUGAUUCUCAAUUAUGCUGUGCUAUUGAUUGAAUCAAAAGAUCAAGAAGGUCAAUCUCAAGUUCUAUCAGCAGCUCUUGAGAUUGUCGAGGAUGAAAAUGUAGAAGUUGAUUCCAAAUUUCGUGCUUUUGUUGCUGUUGGAUCACUGAUGCUCGAGGGUCUUGUGAAAAAAAUAGCACUGGACUUUGAUGUUUUGAACAUUGCAAAAGCAGCUAAGGGUUCUAAGGAAGCCAAGAUUGCUGAAGUUGGAGCUGACAUAGAGUUGCUAACAAAGAGCUGAAUCCAAUUCCUUCUGGGUGAUUAAUCUCUUCCUUUCCCCCAAAUAAAAUGAUGGACAAAAUAGGAAUGCCCAUGCUCAUGUUACUGACCCACAAUCGAACACAUGCACACGGGUUCCAUUUUUGUUAUUCUGUGCAUUUUGUAUCUGUGGGGAAAGGUCAAAGCACCUUAUGCAGAGUUCCUUGGAAAUGGAAUUUUUUUAUGCAGUGUACAGCAUCAUGAUCUUCAGAUCCUUGUGCCAAAUUCUCUCAUAUAUCGAAUUUUCAUUUCUAUUUGAAAUUCUAUUUGAUACGAUUAUUUUUUGGGUCCAAGGACGACUAUGUAUAUGCUCGCAUAUACACUAUCAUCAGGUUUGAGUUAAGUUCAAUCUUUAUAUUGAUGGUGAAGGUUUUUUUAGUAAAAUAAAUCUUGCAAUCUAUAUGA